AUGCCCGGGGACCCUGUCUCUCCAGUCCGGCCAGGGCUCCCCGGCAUGCCCGGCAGUCCGUGUUCGCCGCUGCUGCUGCUGCUGCUGUUGGCGGCGGCGGGGCCGGGCGGCGGCGAGGAGGCGAUCCAGUGCCCGCCCUGCUCGGAGGAGCGGCUGGCGCGCUGCAAGGCGCCGCAGGGCUGCGCGGAGCUGGUGCGGGAGCCGGGCUGCGGCUGCUGCGCGACCUGCGCCCUCGGCCGCGGCACCGCCUGCGGCGUCUACACCGCCCGCUGCGGCGCCGGGCUGCGCUGCUACCCGCCCCGCGGGGUGCCGCGGCCCCUGCACACCCUCAUGCACGGCCAGGGCGUCUGCACCGACCUGGCCGACGUCGAGGCCAUCCAGGAGAGCCUCCAGCCCCCAGAGAAGGAGGAGAUCGACCACCCCAACAACAGCUUCAGCCCCUGCAGCAUCCACGACCGCAAGUGCCUGCAGAAGCAGCAGGCGAAGCGGGUCAACAACGGCAACAAGAUGCGCAACAGCGGGAGCCCGUACCACCGUGAGGAGACGCGGCCCAUAGCACAGGGCUCGUGCCAGAGCGAGCUGCACCGGGCGCUGGAGAGGCUGGCCGCCUCGCAGACCCGCACGCACGAGGACCUGUACGUCAUCCCCAUCCCCAACUGCGACCGCAACGGCAACUUCCACCCCAAGCAGUGUCACCCGGCGCUGGACGGGCAGCGGGGCAAGUGCUGGUGUGUGGACCGCAAGACGGGGGUGAAGCUGCCAGGCUUCCUGGAGCUGAAGGGGGACUUGGACUGUCACCAGCUGGCGGACAGCAUGUGAGCGCGACCGCGGUGGCCCUGUGCCGUGCUGUGGCCAGGACACCCGCCGGGGCUGCGUAGGAGAGGAAGAGGGAGGACAUGACCGCCGAGCAGCUCCCUGGUGCUGGGGGACCCUGGCAUGCGCCCUGGAUCGCCGCUGUGCUCUGCACCACGGGCUACCUACGGCACGGGGCACGGCACCAUGACCUGCGCCAUGACCACUAGCCACUGCCACAGAGGGGUCCCGGGCAUGCGCCAGCGGCACCUCCAUCCCACAUGGACACUUGGCUUGGACAGACGCUGCCCUGGGGCUGGUGUCAGGCUGCCCGGGUGGAGCGGGGGGAGAGCACCCACAAUGCCACUGCCCCUCGGUGCUGCUCCCACAGCCGCCAC
Gavia stellata (red-throated loon) is the source of this 1190-nucleotide messenger RNA. RefSeq names its product insulin like growth factor binding protein 4 (gene IGFBP4). Gene Ontology annotation, cellular component: extracellular region. NCBI's taxonomy places the organism in Eukaryota, Metazoa, Chordata, Aves, Gaviiformes, Gaviidae. The record is from RefSeq and is a predicted model, not a curated record. The coding region runs from base 1 to 819 and encodes 272 amino acids. Gene Ontology annotation, molecular function: insulin-like growth factor II binding; insulin-like growth factor I binding. Gene Ontology annotation, biological process: regulation of insulin-like growth factor receptor signaling pathway. The transcript is spliced from 5 exons.